UUCUGUUUCCUCGUUUUGUCAGAUUGCGUGAAAUCCAGAUGAGCGAAUAUGACGCCGAGAUGUACGAAUCUUACUCGUCACGUGUUCGCCGCCAGGUCCAGUCUCUGCGCGUCAUUCUUGACAGUCUGCAGGCCCGGGGAAAAGAGCGAGUGUGGCUUCGGAACCAGACCUCUGGCGAGCUGGACGACGGCAAGUUAAUCGAAGGACUAACUGGAGAAAGAGCGAUUUACAAGAAACGAGGAGAGGAAGACCCCGAGCAAGGAACUCCUCAACGCCUUCCUAAGCGCCUACGAUUUGUAGUGGAUGUCAGCGGUAGCAUGUAUCGAUUUAACAGCUUAGACGGGAGACUACGGCGGAUGAUGGAGGCAGCGUGCCUGGUGAUGGAAGCAUUUCAUCAGUAUGACAACAAAAUUAAGUACGAUAUCGUUGGCCAUUCCGGCGAUUCUCCCGAGAUUCCCUUCGUUUCCCAUGAUGCACCGCCAAAGAACAACAAGGAGCGCCUCGACGUCAUGAAACAGAUGCAUGCGCACGCGCAAUAUUGCUGGAGUGGUGACCAUACUUUGGAAGGCACGGAUUUAGCGAUCACGCGGAUAACAGCCGAGGAGGCCGACGAUUAUUUUGUUGUCGUACUCAGCGAUGCAAAUCUCGAGCGAUAUGGUAUACCCGCUGAGGCUUUUGGGAAGGCAUUGACGUCAGAUCCACGUGUGAACGCCUUCGCUAUUUUCAUCGGUUCCCUUGGUAACCAGGCAGACAGGUUAGUGAAAAAGCUGCCAUCAGGUCGGGCCUAUGUCUGCAUGGAUACCAAACAUCUGCCGCAAGUCCUGCAACAAAUCUUCACCUCCGCCAUGUUGACUUCAAAAUAAUAACUGAAUCAACGAGAUCUAGAGCUUUGAGUUAUGGGAUAGGUCAUGUAAAGUGCGAGGGAAGUCUGUUGUUAGAAUCAAUAAAGAACUUCUGAAUUACUUGA
Messenger RNA from Orbicella faveolata, 967 nucleotides. RefSeq names its product von Willebrand factor A domain-containing protein 8-like. Gene Ontology annotation, molecular function: ATP hydrolysis activity; ATP binding. Gene Ontology annotation, cellular component: cytoplasm. NCBI's taxonomy places the organism in Eukaryota, Metazoa, Cnidaria, Anthozoa, Scleractinia, Merulinidae. The record is from RefSeq and is a predicted model, not a curated record.